UGCCUGCCGCCUUGCACUCCCCUCUCCUGAGACCCCCUGUCAUGGAAGCUGAACCAACUACGGAAACCAACUUUCAGCUCCCCACCCGUGUCUGCCUGGCGCGUGCAGUGACUCGCCCAUCCCAUCACACUCCGUGAGUGCAACACAAGACCAGGUAUUCCUUCUCAGAGACGAACCAUUGAGAGACGAGAAAAGCAACCUCUGCACCUGCCAUGUGACAAAUGCCACAUGAUCGCCCGGAGCAGAUAUUUUCGCAAUGGCGCCGCCCGCGAAGCGACGCAAGCGCGCCGUAGUCGAAGACGAUUCUGACGACGAGGAGUACCAAAACAAAAACACGCUGAAGCGCUUUCUCUUCUCGUCGCCGAGCAAAAAUGGGUCCCCAGACAAACCGGCUACGGCCCCGUUGAGCAACAAUGGCAGUCCAAACCCCGCGGCCGUCGACUCGCCCAGCCCGGUACGCAAGCAAACCACGCGUGCUGCUGCCGCGCUUUCGAAACCACCCACAUCACGUAGCCCCAGCACCAGCCCGACCAAGUCACGAACAAGGGCGGGGACACAGCGGAAGCGCAAGGCAGAAGAGGACAAGGAGAAAGAAAAGGGUCGGUCUGCCGACCUGCUGACCCUCUUCUCAAAGCAGGCGCAACGCAGCCAGUCGUCGUUCUCGUCUGCCAACGGCACCGGUGCCGGCGCCUCCUUCACCAACAACAGCAACGGCAGCAGCAAGCUCGACGACAUCAUAAGCGACCCCAUCUCCGAGCACAAUGGGGCAGCGGACGAUGACGACGACGACGUGCCGCUUCUGCUGUCGUCGACGGCCGCCGCGUCGAGUUUGGUCGGCCGGGCGCAGGCCGCGCAUAAGCGGUUUGCUGGGUCGGGAUCGGCGUCGGGGAUGGGGUCGUCAUCCUGGCCGGGGACGGCGACGGGAAACGGAAACGGGAACGGAAACGGAAUCGCCAGCACGCAGCAGCCGCGGGGCGGGCAGAAAUUCCUGCGCCAGCCGCUGCGGUCGGGCACAGCCAAAGGCGGCGCGGCAGCGGCAGCAGCAGCAGAGGACGACGACGCCCGCCCGUGGUCGGAGCGCUUCGCGCCCGUCAGCCUCGACGAGCUGGCGGUGCACAAGCGCAAAGUGCAGGACGUGAAGCGCUGGUUGGACGAGGUCUUUGCCGGCCGCAUGAGGCAGCGGCUGCUGGUGCUGAAGGGCCCUGCGGGUUCGGGCAAAACGACGACGCUACGGCUGCUGGCGAGGGAUAUGCGCUGCGAGGUGCUGGAGUGGAGGAAUCCGGCCAAUUCUUUUGGCGUCGCGGGGCAGGGCUACCAGUCUGCCGCGGCGCAGUUUGAGGAGUUCCUCGGGCGGGGAGGGAAGUUCGGGCAGUUGGAUUUCGAGUCGGACGAGGCGACACCUCCGCCUAUGCCGCCGCCGCCCUCAGCUGCUAGUCGAAAUGGGGCGGAUAGGGGGGCGAGUAGGAGGCUGAUCCUGGUGGAGGAGUUUCCGAACACGUUUAUGCGCUCGUCUACCGGGUUGACGGGGUUCAGGAACGCCAUAUUGCAGUUUCUGGCGGCAAACACACCUGCCCUGGCAGCCUUUGGGCUCAGCAGCACCGCGGACCCAAUCACCCCUGUCGUCAUGGUCGUCUCGGAGACAUUGCUCACAACGACGUCCGCCUCGGCAGAUAGCUUUACGGCUCAUCGAUUGCUCGGACCGGAGAUCCUGAGGCACCCAGGAACGGGGGUCAUCGAGUUUAACCCCAUUGCGCCGACUUUUCUGACCAAGGCCCUGGAGCUGGUGGUGCAGAAGGAGGCUCGCAAGUCCGGGAGGCGGCGUACACCUGGCCCUCUUGUACUGCAGCGGCUGGGCGAGAUAGGAGACAUCCGGAGCGCCAUCUCGUCUCUGGAGUUCCUGUGCGUCAAGGGGGAUGAUGAGGCGGACUGGGGUUCUAAGGUUGCCUUCACGAAGCCGAAGCGGGGAUCCAAGGGCGUCCCGGCGCUCACCAAAGGCGAGCAGGAGAGCCUCGAGCUGGUGUCGCAACGCGAGGCGACGCUCGGCAUAUUCCACGCUGUCGGCAAAGUUGUAUACAACAAAAGGGGCGACUUCCCUGCGGGGUCCGUCGAAGCGGCAGCCGAAAUGCUGCCCGACUACAUGGCGCACCUCGCCCGGCCCAAGCGAUCCGAAGUGGCGGUCGACAGCCUCAUCGACGAGAUCGGCACCGACACACACACCUUCAUCUCGGCGCUGCACGAAAACUACGUGCUGUCCUGCGAGCAGAGCAGCCCACUAGACCCCAACUCGUCGCUGGACUACAUCAACGGCUGCCUCGACUACCUGUCGGAAAGCGACCUGCUCUGCCCGUCGUGGGACGUCUUCUUCGGCGGCAGCAGAGGGCUUGGCGGGGCCGGCGGGUACGGCGGCAAGGACUCGGGCAGCCACCUGCUGCGGCAGGACGAGAUGGCGUUCCAGGUCGCCGUGCGCGGGCUGCUGUUCGCGCUGCCGUCGCCCGUCAAGCGCCAGUCGCACCCCACGGGACGCGGCGCCGCCGACGCCUACAAGAUGUUCUACCCGACCUAUCUGAAGCUGUGGCGGACCAAGGAGGAGCUCGAGGGGCUCGUCGACAUGUGGGCCACCAAGAUGCUUAAGGGCGAGGACGGCGGGCCGGGACCGCCCGCCACGCAGGCGCAGACGCAAGCACAGUCGCAGGCAUUUGCCAAGAACAGCGGAUCGUCUGCGUUCCGCAAGCCCGUGCCGCCGGCCGCAGUGGGUAAUGCCUUUGCCGCCACCAACAGCAGCAGCAGUCAGGCUCCGUCAUCGUCAUCGACAGCGACGUCCAAGGCCGAGACGCACUCGCACGCGCCACCAGUCACCCCUCUUCUCUCGCUCGGCAGCGCGGCGCGGCAGGAGCUGCUGCUCGAGCGGCUGCCGUACAUGGCGCACAUGGCGCGGCGGCGGCGGUGCUCGGCGUUCGGCGCGAUGCGGGUCCGGGACCUCGAGCGCAUCGUCUCGUUCCAGGGCAUCGGCCCGCUCGGCGCGGGCGAGGACGAGGGCGCCGACGCGGCCGCCGAGGAAGGAGACGGCGGCGCCGGCGCGGCCGAGGCCUGGGCCACGGACCGGCCGACGGAGGAGGGCACGCCGCGGAAGAAUAGGCGGCUCGCGCUCGGGGCGGCCGUCCUCAGCCGUCGGCCUUCGUCCGGCAGGGCGGGCAGGAACGAGCUGGAGGAGUUGCCCAGCUUGCCGAUGCAGAGUCUCGUGAUUAGCGAUGAUGAUAUUGAGGACGAUUAGAAGGUUUGCCUUUGUGAUAUACAGUGAUAUGGAUGGGUUGGGACAGUGGACUGCUUCCCCGCUCUGUUGGCAAAUGGCGACGGCGUUGUA
Messenger RNA from Thermothielavioides terrestris NRRL 8126, 3361 nucleotides. RefSeq lists its product as uncharacterized. Gene Ontology annotation, biological process: DNA repair; DNA damage checkpoint signaling; mitotic DNA replication checkpoint signaling. Bases 257 to 3271 code for a protein of 1004 amino acids. The transcript has a single exon. NCBI's taxonomy places the organism in Eukaryota, Fungi, Ascomycota, Sordariomycetes, Sordariales, Chaetomiaceae. Gene Ontology annotation, molecular function: ATP hydrolysis activity; chromatin binding. The record is from RefSeq and is a predicted model, not a curated record.